UCGUCGCGUGGAUUCCACACAUUUUAUUUCAGUCAGUCUUCGAUCUUCAAUGGGAAAGGUUGAGUUCUUAGGAAACUGACCCAAACUUUCACUUUUAAAUUCAAUUCUCUUCAUUUUACUUUCCUUCUUCGGCUAAAGAAGUAGGAAAAGGAAUUUUUUGUGACUGAACUAACAGCAAAAAAGAUCGUGAGUAGUAGUGCCAAAAUAUCAAAAAUAAUUUCCUAGAAGUUUUUGAGGGAUUGUAAAUUCCAUCAAAAUGGAGAAGGAUCCAAAUAAAGACGAUACCAUUGCAAAUGAUAAUUCCAAUGCAGACACGGCGGUGGCAACCGACGAAGAAGGACAACAGAAGAAAUACAAGUAUCCUAAGCAAAUAGGAUUCAUCAUCCUCAAUGAACUCUGCGAGAGAUUCAAUUACUAUGGCAUGAGAACGGUCUUGGUGCUGUAUCUCACGAGGGAACUACUAUUCGAUCAGGAUACUGCCACUGUUAUUUACCAUUCUUUCACUAGUGCCGUGUAUUUUCUCACGGUUGUUGGAGCUAUCAUUGCGGACUCAUGGCUUGGAAAAUAUCGCACAAUCCUCUACUUAUCAAUCGUUUACGUGAUUGGCUCCAUACUACUGUCCUUGGGUGCAAUGCCACCACUUAAUCUUCCUGCCACUGCUAUAACAAUUAUCGGCCUAUUCCUAAUUGCAAUCGGAUCUGGUGGUAUUAAGCCAUGCGUAACAGCUCUGGGAGCCGAUCAAUUUAAGCUACCUGAACAGCUUAAGCAAAUGGCAACGUACUUUUCACUCUUCUACUUUUCAAUCAACACCGGAUCGAUGAUCUCAACCCUAGUCACCCCAAUUCUUCGUCAGGAUGUGCAAUGCUUCGAAAAGGACUCGUGCUUCUCAUUGGCAUUUGGUGUACCAGCCAUUCUUAUGUUCACCUCAAUCCUAAUCUUUGUUGCUGGUAAAUUUUUGUACGUGCUAAAACCACCAGCAGGAAAUAUGCUUGUUCGUGUAUCUUCAUGCAUUAAAAAUGCCCUUUCUGUACGGAGGAAGGAACGUAAAACGAAUCCUCGUGAGCACUGGCUUGACUACGCCGAAGAAAAGCAUGGAAAAGAACUUAUUACGGAAAUUAAGACACUCUUCAAUGUUCUUGUCCUGUACAUCCCCCUACCCGUGUUCUGGGCACUCUUUGACCAGCAAGGAUCAAGAUGGACAUUCCAGGCUACACGUAUGGAUGGUCAAGUUGGAGCGAUUAAUUUUAAGCCCGAUCAAAUGCAAGUGAUCAAUCCUGCUCUCAUCUUGAUCUUCAUCCCACUGUACGACAUUGCAUUCUACCCAUUGCUUUCCAAAAUUGGCAUCCGGAGACCACUGCAAAAAUUGACUUUGGGCGGAUGCCUCGCUGGUGUGGCAUUCAUUAUUUCAGCCAUCCUCGAAAUUCAACUGGCCAAAACCUAUCCUGUCAUUGCCCAAGCAGGGGAAGCACAAUUGCGUGUCUUCAAUGGCAUGCCAUGCACAUAUUCCGUCACAACCAACAUCCCCAAUCAUUUGAACUUCGAUAUAAGUUCAAUGGAGUCAUUCACAGAGAGGCAUAUAGAAGUGGAGAAUACACAAUCUUUCACAUAUUCAAUGACAUCCAAUAACCCAGCCUGCACUGAGACCUUUAGUGGCACAUUCGUACUGACUUCAGCAACUGCAACGAGUUACUUUAUCAAUCGCGAUGAAGUUGUGGGCUUUGAAGAUGAUCCCGAAAAGUCUUACAAUGGAUAUCCUAUUAUAAGAGUUCUAGCCAACACGGAGACUACACACAGUAUAUCGUUCCAGGAUAUUCACGAUGAUUUCAGGAUGAGAUAUGAGAAUAUCACAACUCAAAUGGAAAAGGGUGAUAUUUGGCCCUCUACUUACGAUAUUGUUGUCAAUGACAUCACUGUAGCACAGUACGAAUUGAGAUUAGGAGGUGUUUAUGCGAUUAUUCUCAUUGAAACAAGUACUAAUGUUUUUACUACGAAUUUAGUUGAAGUAUCUGAGCCUAAUUCUAUGAAUAUUCUUUGGAUUGCACCUCAGUUCAUUGUCCUCACAUUGGGCGAAGUUAUGUAUUCCGUGACUGGUCUUGAAUUUUCUUACUCCCAAAGUCCAGAAAGUAUGAAAUCCGUCAUUCAAUCUGCUUGGCAGCUAACGGUCGGCGUGGGGAAUGUGAUUGUAACCAUUAUUGCUAGUGCCAGAAUCUUCGAUUCUCAAGCAGCUGAAUUCUUCCUAUUUGCCGGUCUAAUGUUCGUCGACAUGGGAAUAUUUGCAAUUCUCGCAUGGCGCUACAAAUAUGUGGGUGGUGUUGGGGAUGACAAUAAGACGAAAUCUGAUGCCAACGAUACAAAUAAUGAAAAAGCAACCACACUCUCCACUUCCAAUUUGAAAGAAGACUAAAAUGUAUUAAAGUCCAGAAAAAAUAUAUUCCAAAUAAAGAAUAAAAAAUAUA
Messenger RNA from Lutzomyia longipalpis, 2456 nucleotides. RefSeq names its product peptide transporter family 1-like. Lineage: Eukaryota; Metazoa; Arthropoda; Insecta; Diptera; Psychodidae. Gene Ontology annotation, cellular component: membrane. Gene Ontology annotation, biological process: transmembrane transport; oligopeptide transport. The coding region runs from base 257 to 2404 and encodes 715 amino acids. Gene Ontology annotation, molecular function: dipeptide transmembrane transporter activity. The transcript is spliced from 6 exons. The record is from RefSeq and is a predicted model, not a curated record.